UUCAGUGUGUACAUUAUGUACCAUUUCCUUUGAUAAUUGUAAUUACAUUUACUUAUUCUUGAUAUUUUCAGUGACAUCAAUAUAUCAUCACAUUGAGAAGCGUAACACCGAGUCCCAUCUGCUAAUUUUAGAAUUCUAUAUAGUCACACAUCUAAACUUAACCAACACAACAUUUGCUGAAGCGCUUGCAUAUUACGACGAUAUACAACUCAACAUACUGAAACCCCUUGUCCAAGAUCUGGUAAACAAUGGUACCUUUGCCAUCGAAAAUUUUGUGCUGAAGAACGAUUCCUUUGCAACGCCAAGUUAUGGAGAUAUAAUAUGUGACGAUGGUUAUAUGCUGGACAGAUCAACAUGUAAGCCAUGUCCAGUCGGCUAUCUCCUUAACUCAACAAGUAACCAGUGUGAACAAUGUCCAGUUGGUCAGUACAAGGACGUUGAAAGUGAAAGCACAUGUAAAUCAUGUCCAAGUGGCUACACGACACAGGAAUCCGGGUCCAAGUCCCAGACUGAGUGUGUCAAAUUAUGUAGUCCGGGCACAUAUUCUCCAAAUAGGAUCGAGAUUUGCAGCGCAUGUCCCGUUGGUUACUACCAAGAUGAAUAUGGACAGACUGCAUGUAAACAAUGUCCUUCUGGUACA
Molecule: messenger RNA, 640 nt
Organism: Ruditapes philippinarum (Manila clam)
Lineage: Eukaryota; Metazoa; Mollusca; Bivalvia; Venerida; Veneridae
Product: sushi, von Willebrand factor type A, EGF and pentraxin domain-containing protein 1-like
Exons: 3
Biological process (GO): signal transduction
Cellular component (GO): cell surface
Source: RefSeq, a predicted model, not a curated record